AUGCAGGAGCUGAUAGGGCUGACGGUGAUGCAGCUGCGAGGCGAGGGGCCUCGCUACUGGGAUUUAAGGUCGGGCGAUGAGGAAGGCAUUUUUGCAGACUUGCUGGUGCUAGUGGCGAGAACUCGCAUGGCGAUUCAGAGGCGACAAGUGGAGAACCCUAGGAGCGUGCUGUCGUUUGCUACGUGGGGUAUCUCUGUCGGCGAGCCUCACGUGAGAGCGGACAGUGAGGCCGGACUUGUGUUGGAGACGCAUGCAUGCUCCUUGCUGCCUUUUAGUGUGACAACCACGGCGGCGGCACACUGGAGGAUGUUCUCGCUGCCGCCUGUGAACCACGAAAAUGUAUCAAACGACAUCGAGAAUAGCGAUGUCUUUGCGCGAAUUUUUACGUGUUCGUCGAAUCAUUUUGGAAGGAGCAUCCACGUCCGCGGCAAGCACAUAUGCCGCAGAUACCCGCGGUUUCAACACGGUAACGUGGGCCAGACCCAGCGAGCACGAGAGAUCAUUGAGUGGGCCUCGAAGUCGCAGCACUCAAUAAAUGACUGGUACCGACAGAAGCUUGGUGAAGUUCUUGUGGAGGAAGACUGGAAAGCAUUUCGUGGUGGAGAUGCUGACGAAGUUGCAGUUUAG
This is a messenger RNA of Phytophthora sojae, 627 nucleotides long. RefSeq lists its product as hypothetical. The record is from RefSeq and is a predicted model, not a curated record. Lineage: Eukaryota; Oomycota; Peronosporomycetes; Peronosporales; Peronosporaceae. The transcript has 3 exons. Bases 1 to 627 code for a protein of 208 amino acids.